CACUUAACUCCAGCGCUCGAAGCGUGGGCUCUCAAGUUGUCAGAACUGCCCGCUGAAACCUUUUGACUCCUAGUAAAGUGUAACUUUGUAAGUAAUAAAAACUAGAUUAUUGAAAGGAAGUGUUCCAGCGCAGCCUUGAGAGCACCGUGAGAGAGAGAGCAACUCCUUCCAGGACUGCUGGAAACCCUACUCCUCUGUGGGAUUGUGCCAUCAGCAUGAUGGAGAAAGCUGAACUGGACUGCGACGAGGACAGAGCCUGGCUCGGAGAGGGCCAGUCCGAAACGCAGCUCACAACGUUGUCCGGUUCUGAUGGGGUCCAAGACAAUGACGAGGACAGGCCUGCGUGGGAUUCUAAGAUUCAGUAUGUGUUGGCUCAAGUGGGCUUCAGUGUGGGCUUGGGGAACGUGUGGAGGUUUCCAUACCUUUGCCACCAAAAUGGAGGAGGAGCCUUCAUGCUCCUCUAUGUUUUUCUUCUGGUGAUUGUGGGAGUCCCACUGUUUUUUAUGGAGCUGGCAGCAGGCCAGAGCAUUCGACAGGGCAGCAUAGGCGUAUGGAAACACAUCUCCCCAAAACUGGCGGGGAUCGGCUACUCCAGCUGCAUUGUUUGUUUUUAUGUGGCUCUUUACUACAAUGUCAUCAUUGCAUGGAGCCUCUUCUACUUGGGUAACUCCUUUCAGUAUCCUCUGGCAUGGGAACAGUGUCCAUCCGAUGUCGGCACCAAUGAUACAGGUACUUUUAUAAUAGAGAAGUUAAAAAAAAGAAAAAACAAAAGCCAGACCGUUGCCUACAGUGUUGUCUGUCUUCAAUCAACAGCAAAGGAAUGUUCGAGUAGCUCCCCAACGUCAUAUUUCUGGUUUCGGAGAGCUCUUAACAUCACAAAUUCUAUAGAGGAAUCUGGAGAGUUCAACCCCAUCAUGACGGGUUGUUUAUUGGCCGCUUGGGCAAUUGUGUCGCUGGCUAUGAUCAAGGGCAUCAAGUCCUCUGCAAAGGUGAUGUACUUUUCCUCAGUUUUUCCCUAUGUGGUGCUCUUCAUUUUCCUCAUCAGAGGGUUGUUAUUGGAUGGUGCCAUGGAAGGGAUCACCUACAUGUUUUAUCCGAGACUGGAGAUCUGGGGUCAUGUUCAGGUUUGGCGUCAGGCAGCCACUCAGGUGUUUUUCGCUCUGGGUCUGGGCUACGGCUCCGUUAUCGCUUACUCCUCCUACAAUCCAGUGCACAACAACUGCCACAGAGAUGCGCUAAUGGUCUCCUGCAUCAACUUUAUGACGUCUGUGCUGGCCUCACUAGUGGUUUUUGUCGUGCUGGGUUUCCGUGCCAAGAACAUCGCACUGCGCUGCGUGGCUGAAAAUCUUGCUGUCUUAAACCUCAAGGCAACAGAUGGAUCCAGCCAGCACUGGUGGCCUUGGUUCAACAUGACAGACCCAACAUCUGUCUCCAUUCCUGACUACAGAGAGUGGUACCAUCACUUCAGCCCCAUGGUGGGCCCUGAAAUCACUGACUGCAGUUUGGAGGAGGAGAUGAACAAGGGUGUUGAAGGGACGGGCCUGGCGUUCAUAGCAUUCACUGAGGUGAUGGCCCUCUUCCCAGCCAGCCCCUUCUGGUCCGUGCUGUUCUUCCUCAUGCUGCUUAACCUGGGCCUCAGCACCAUGUUUGGGACCAUGCAGGGAAUCCUCACACCUCUCAUGGACAAUUUCAGCCUCUUGGGACGCCACCGAACCAUACUCACCGUGUCCAGCUGUGUUUUGGGAUUCAUAAUUGGAUUAUUGUUCACCCAGCGCUCUGGGAACUAUUUUGUGGCUAUGUUUGAUGACUACUCUGCAACCCUACCGUUAGUCAUAGUUGUCAUUUUUGAAACCUUCAGCGUGUCAUGGGUUUAUGGCACAGAUCGCUUCCUGGAUGAUAUUGAAGUCAUGCUCAAAUGGCGACCUCCAGUGGUGUACAAGUAUCUCUGGAAAUAUGUGUGUUUACUGGCAAUGGUUGGCCUUCUGGUUGCCAGUUUCCUGCGCAUGGUCUUCAAAAGACCCACGUACACCGCCUGGGACCAGAACACAGCUUCUGAGACGACUCUGGAGUACCCGGCCUGGGCCCUGGUUAUGAUCGUCAUGCUCAUAGUCUUUGCCAGCUUACCCGUGCCUGUUGGCUACAUCCUUUCCACAAUAAAAAACCGCAGGCUCCGUAACACUGUCUCCGAGGAGGGACCCGACCAGGAGAUGCACCGUGAGAUGUACAGCAAAUGUAACUCCAGUGAUCAGCUGGAUUACGUUUCUAAUCAAGUACGCCCUGAUGAAGACGAGGUUCGUCCCAGGACUGUCUUCCUGCCAGUGAGCAAUGAACACUACAGGCUCUUAUCCCAACAGGAAGAGGAGGAGGAUGACGAGCAGGAUACAGGAGUUUGAUCAGGCUGUUUAAGGGUUGUUUGAAAGGGACAACAUUUUUAAACCUCAGUGGAAAAACUGAGAUUCAAAAAAGAGAAAGCAGACUUAGCUGUGAAAAGUCAUUAAUGUUUUUAUUUGUUUUUUGGGGUUUUUUUAACAGAGGAAGUAUAUGUGUUAUAUAUUUGUAUUCAGCAAACACUAAGUUGUUGAUAAGACAAAGUUUAUUUCACCUACUUUAUGGAACUGGUGAGACAUCAGCAGUCAAAACGGCUCCUCCCAGUAUGCCGUCCAUCAGCUCCCUGAACCAAGUACAUGCUCCUCAGAAAAUAUAAAUACUUGGAAUUGUAUAAAUGGACUACUGUAUUCGGUGAAAAAGAGAAUAUAUGAAAGGUUUUACAUCAGAAAGAUGAUGAUAAAGAAAGAUGAUAAACGUGUCAAACCUGUUUUGACCAGCUUUAUGGUGAAAAGUGUAAUGUAGCCGCUGAUAAAAUAAGCUUUAUGAAAAGUAUUUUUUAGCUAAACAUGUUACAGUUUGCAAGAAAAACAUUUUACCUUGAGAGCGUGUGAUGUGAUUGUGUGACUGUGUGCUUGGAAACUUCUGUUGUGAAGUUUCAGUUUGGUUUUAAAAUAAAAAUGUGACAGUAAGAUAACUUUAUAUUUGUAUAAUUUUACCUCAUGAAACCAUAGCAGAUAUUUUAAAUGCAUUCAAGCUAAAUGAUUGUUGUAUCAGUGUUGAACAGUGCAUGAUGGGAACUUGAGAACUCCACAUGGCAGCAGCCACACCUAGUUUCCUAUGAUUACACAUUAACUCCUUUCAAUUUUUCUUUCAAUCUUUUUAUUCAUCAUUUUGUUUAGUGUCCCAGAAAUGGUAAAAUACUGUAAACUAUGUUGGGGGUUUGUGAUAAAGAUGUGAGCUGUUUUAAUUUUUUUAAAUAGGUGAUGGAUAAGACAUAGUAUUUUUGUGAUUAUCAGUUUGCAUGGUAAUUAAAAUAAAAGACUCAAGUUGACAGAGAAGAAAAACACCUCUGACACUGAAA
This is a messenger RNA of Cololabis saira (Pacific saury), 3409 nucleotides long. RefSeq names its product solute carrier family 6 member 16a (gene slc6a16a). Gene Ontology annotation, cellular component: membrane. Bases 216 to 2393 code for a protein of 725 amino acids. The record is from RefSeq and is a predicted model, not a curated record. The transcript has 11 exons. NCBI's taxonomy places the organism in Eukaryota, Metazoa, Chordata, Actinopteri, Beloniformes, Belonidae. Gene Ontology annotation, biological process: sodium ion transmembrane transport.